AUGGCAGACCCUCAGCUUCUGAUGCUCUUGGAGCGAGAGCUGAGCCAGGACCGAAACGCACCUGCUGUGCUGGCUGUGCUGCAGGCCAUAUCACGGCUGGAGCCCGCCAUGCGCCAGUUCCUCCUCACCGGCCUGCACCACGCUGUUGAGAAGAGCUCUGUGAAGCAGGGCCCGGCCAUCCGCGUGGCAAACGACGUGCAACACCUGCGCGCCCUCUCCGUGCAGCAGGACAAGAUUGAGCGCACGGCAGAGACGCUGCUUGGAUAUGUGCCCCUGCUCCGCGCCAACAACGUGACGGCGGCCAACGAGUACGUGCGCCUGGUGGCCGCGUGCGUCAUGCAGGCGACGCUGCAGGGCUACGACCCGGCCAAGAACAACCGCCUCUUCGUCAUGUGCCAUGACCUCCUCGCCCUCUGUCUCGUGCACCCGGCGUUUGACGCAGAGACGCAGCACAAGUUCACCGCCCUCAUGCAGACGCUCAACAGCCUGUGCAGGGGCCUGGUCCCCACGCAGGACGACGGCACCGGCAUCCACGACAGCAGUCUUGGCAGCGAGAUGAUGCUCGCCGCACACAUGUCGCCCGUCCUCACAGCGGCACACCAGCAGCAGCAACAACACCAACAACAGCAGCAGCAACACCAACAACAGCAACAGCCGUGGACAGCGGGCGGUGUUGCGUUUCCAUCGUCACUCGCGUCCACCACUUCCUCUGCCAACAGCCUGCCAGCACAGCCAUCUUCCUCCCGCCAUGACGACCACCUGUGCACCAGCGACUAUGGCAACACCAAUAACAGCAGCGGUAGCACCAUGACUGUGCACACUGCCAUGGCCAUGGCAACAACAGCUGCGCCAACAGCAGCAGAACAGCACCACGGCGCCAGCACAUCCCGCUCCCUGCCCAACGUCUCGCCAAGCAACACCGCGCACGCCACAACCCAUGACAACGGCGACGACAACGAUGGUGGUGAUGGUGGUGGUGGUGGUGAUGGUGAUGAUGGGAUGCAGUUUGGUGGUGAUGAUGGUUCUCACGCAGACCCAACAGCAUCAGCGCCAGAAGAGGAAGAAGACCACAGCGCGACCGCCACUGCGCCUGCGGGGAUGGGCGAGGACGGCAUGACGGAUGGCAGUGCUGUGUCGGCGGCGUCAUCAACGACGUCGCUGUCACCGAUGGCACGCAAGCAGCGGCGCAAGAAGCGCGAUCUCCGGCCGCAGCGCGCCGCCCCACGGGUACCCGGUACUGCCCAGCAGGUACCAGACGUCCUGGCCUAUACACAGGAGGCCACAAUAGAGACACGCGCACACGACGGUGGUGCGGACGGUGUGGACAAGAAUGCAAACGCCAGCGCCGAGAGCGAGACUGAAGGCGACAACAAACACGAAGAGGCAAUGGCGGAGACCGAAAGCGGUACAGCCGAGCAGCAGCAACAGCAGCAACAGUACGUUGACAACGAGAGCGCAACCGCUUCAACGCCAACAGCAGCAGCCACGUCGGCGUCAACGACGACGACAACCACAACAACCACAACAACAACAGCUCCACCUUCGCCGAUGGAUGAUGCCAACAACAACCGUGGGGACGUGUUUGAUUCGGCCACCCUUGAACGCAUGCGCGUGUGGCUCAAGUCGCUGCGACUGCACAAGUACCACUCCAUCUUCGCCUCGCUCAACUAUGACGCAAUGAUGGCCAUCACCGACGCCGAACUCGAACGCCGCGGUAAUUAA
Molecule: messenger RNA, 1722 nt
Organism: Salpingoeca rosetta
Lineage: Eukaryota; Choanoflagellata; Craspedida; Salpingoecidae
Exons: 5
Coding region: 1-1722 (573 amino acids)
Biological process (GO): nuclear-transcribed mRNA poly(A) tail shortening
Cellular component (GO): P-body
Molecular function (GO): mRNA binding; translation repressor activity
Source: RefSeq, a predicted model, not a curated record